GUCUCCAUUUCUCUCUCUCUCUCUCUCUCUCCUAAGAAAAAGAAACAGAGCAAAACCCUCUGCACGAAACAGAGGUUUCUCUUCUCUUCUCUCUCUCUCGACCAUCGUUAUCUUCCAGAACCCAUCAGUUCCCUCUGAAUCUGCAUGUGAAAAUCUGGUGGAAGAAAAGAGGAGAGAUCUGUGACUUCUUUUAAAACGGUGCCGUCUCUUUUAUAUCUCUGUUGUCCCUGUGACUGACUGAUGAAGUCACUAACUUCGAUGCCAACUUGCCUCUCUGUUUCCACUCUCUCUCUCUCUCUCAUUAAUCUGAAAACAAAGCUCUCAUCAGUGUACCUGAAGCAGAAAGCUUGAUCCUUUAGCUUCUGUUUCCUUCAAAGUUUCCAUCUUUUUUCAAUUCUUCGAUUUGGUUUCUGUUUUCCGAGAUUCGAGACUUUUAAAAGCUGUAAUCUUUGGUUCACAAAGAUGAGAUACGAUUCGAUUUGGUUUCUAUAAAUGACGACGACAACUACAACGACGACGACGAGAGUUGCUGCUUCCUCUUCCUCUACUCGGAACCGAAUCCUAAAAGACGCAAAUGGAGACAUCGGCGAGCAUCUCCGCAACCACAUCCAUCUAACCAACUGUAUCCACUUGAAGAACCAUAUGCACAAACAGAGCCCUGUCCUAACCGACCGCGCCUUGAUGAGAGACCUCAUCGUCCUCCAGAGGUCACGCUCCCUCAGAGACCCCUCAGCUAGCCCUCCUCCCGCUUGGAACAACACGCCUCCUCCUUCCAUCGUCGACUUGCUUCCUAAGAAAGGAGAGAAGAAGUCAAAGUCCAGCCGUAGGUUGUCUGGCUCUUCCCCCGUUGUGAACUUUGGGACUUGUAGAGUGACUCCUUCUGACGAAGGGUUUGGUAGGAGCAGCGAGAUUAGUGGUGGUAGGAGGGUGAAGAGAGAGGAGUCUAGUAGAAAGAGUUAUAGAGUUGUUGAGGAGGAGACUCAUCAUCACGGUGUUGCUUCGGGCGAUACGGGUUCGAAAGCUAGCGGGAGGCUUAGUAGGAUCAACGAUGCUAUUAUUGCUAAGACGCUAUCUGAUCAGUUACAUGAGGUUGUUGUUGGUGGUGGUGAUAGUGAUGAUGUUGUUUCAUCUAAUGUUCGUCCACGUGUUAGAUACGGUGGUGGUGGGAUGAGUCGGACUAAGAGAAGGAAGUUUAGAGGGACGAGGAGAGUUCGUGGUAAGAGUAUAGAGAGAGAUACUGGUGGUGGUGGGGGGAAGAGUGAGAUGUCUGUUGCUUCCAACUCGGUUCCUCAAGGUGAGAAGCAUGAGAAAGAGGGUAUUGGGGAACAGAACAUGACUAAGGCUUGUGGGAUUCCGUUUAACUGGUCUAGGAUCCAUCACCGAGGGAAGACGUUCCUGGAUAAAGCGGGUAGGAGUUUGUCUUGUGGUAUGUCUGAUUCAAAGGGAAGAAAAGGUGAGUCUAAUGAGAGGAAUGGUUCUGAUAUGAUGAUGAUGAGACAGCCUGAGGAUGAUGAGGACGACUCGAGCUCUUUCAUCUGCUCUGAUGGUGGCGAGGCGCUUCCUUUACUAGUUGAUAGCGCAGAGAAUAACGAAGGAUGGGUGCAUGACUACUCAGGAGAGUUAGGGAUCUUUGCGGAUAAUUUGCUCAAGAACGAAGAAGAUUCUGAUCUUGCUUCAGAAGGUAGGUCACACAAGAAGAAGAGUCAUGGAAACGCUCGCCAUCACCACCAGCAUCAGCACCAGCAUCAGAGUCUUACGGAGAGAUACGCGCCUAAAACAUUCAGGGAUCUCGUGGGGCAGAACCUGGUCGUACAAGCUCUCUCCAACGCGGUUGCAAGACGGAAGCUUGGACUGUUAUACGUGUUCCAUGGUCCAAACGGAACGGGGAAGACCUCUUGCGCUAGGAUAUUCGCAAGGGCUCUCAACUGCCACUCUUCAGAACAACAGCAGAAGCCUUGCGGUGCUUGCACCUCGUGCGUUUCACACGAGAUGGGGAAAAGCCGGAACAUUCGUGAAGUAGGUCCUGUAGGGAACUUCGACUUUGAGAAUCUGCUCGACGGCAACAACAACAACAGUGUGACGGUCUCAUCAUCAUCAUCGCAGUCCUCCCCUCGCGUUUUCAUCUUUGAUGAUUGCGACACCUUGUCAUCCGAUUGCUGGAGCGCUGUUUCCAAAGUGGUGGACAGAGCAGCGAUGCCGCGGCGUGUAGUGUUUAUCCUCGUGUGUUCGAGUCUCGAUGUUCUGCCUCACGUGAUCAUAUCGAGGUGCCAGAAGUUCUUUUUCCCGAAGCUCAAAGACGCAGAUAUCGUCUGCUCAUUGCAGUGGAUUGCGUCGAAGGAAGAGAUUGAGAUAGAGAAAGAUGCUUUGAAGCUUAUAGCUUCGAGAUCAGAUGGUUCUUUGAGAGAUGCGGAGAUGACUCUUGAACAGCUUAGUUUGUUGGGACAGAGGAUCUCUGUUCCUUUAGUUCAGGAACUGGUUGGGCUUGUGUCUGAUGAGAAGUUAGUAGAUCUUCUCGAUUUAGCUUUAUCUGCAGAUACUGUAAACACUGUGAAGAACUUGAGAACAAUAAUGGAAACAAGUGUAGAACCAUUGGCUUUAAUGUCACAGCUCGCAACGGUCAUAACAGACAUUCUCGCGGGUAGCUAUGACCUCACUAAAGAUCAGCAUAGAAGAAAGUUUUUCCGACGGCAACCAUUAUCUAAAGAAGAUAUGGAGAAGCUGAGACUAGCUCUCAAGACUCUAUCCGAGGCAGAGAAGCAGCUGAGAGUAUCAAACGAUAAGCUGACUUGGCUCACAGCCGCGUUGCUUCAGCUGGCUCCUGAUCAGAACUAUCUGCUUAACCGUUCUUCCACUGCGGACACUAGCUUGAACCGAACUCCGUUGCCGUUAGAGAACAACGGAGGUAGAGAAAGAGAGAGCUCAGAUCACCAUCUGGAUCCUUCUAGCGACGCAGCAGCAGGGGAGAGAAGUUCUGGAUUAGACAGGAGAAGAGGAGACGGUAGAAAAAACCGACCGGCUGUUGAAGAGAUUUGGUUGGAAGUUAUUGAGAAGCUUAGAGUUAAUGGGUUGAGAGAGUUUCUUUACAAAGAAGGAAGAAUCGUCUCUCUUAGUCUCGGUUCAGCUCCUACGGUGCACUUGAUGUUCAGCUCACCGUUAACAAAAUCAACGGCUGAGAAGUUCCGUGGGCAUAUAAUGCAAGCGUUUGAGGCGGUGCUCGAGUCUCCGGUAACUAUAGAGAUCAGAUGCGAGACAAAGAGAGACUCGAGGCCACCAAGAUCAUCAUCUUUAGCACUCGUUGGACAAGAUCACAACAUGAAUGGAAGCGGGAGAAGUGAGAUAGUUGAGGUCAUCGAAUCUAAUGGACAGAGACGGCGUCAGCAACAGAAGCAAGAGGAGGAAAGGACGGAGCGAGUUGGUUCAUCCGCGUUGGCUAGAGCUAGAAGGAAACAUAUGGAAGCAAGCCAGAGUCAGAACCAGAGCCAAAGCAUUGUGAGAGGUAGAGUCUCGUUGGCUCGUGUGAUUCAGCAAGCUGAUGGAUGCACACUCCAAAACGGCUGGUCUAAACGCAAAGCCGUGUCUAUCGCUGAGAAGCUGGAACAAGAGAAUCUGAGGCUUGAAGCUAGAUCAAGAAGCUUGUUAUGCUGGAAAUCCUCAAGAGGCACACGUCGCAAGGCAACGAGGUUGAAGGUGAGAGGAAGAAGGACAAGACCACGGGCGUUAUUGAAACUCGUGUCGUGUGGGAAAUGUCUGACGACGAGAUCUCCAUCAAGAUAAAUGUGUUUUUGUUCUUUUGUCGAUCAUACUCAAAUUGUUCUUGUAGACUGUAGUCAUAGUCAGUUGUGUAGCUUCUUUGCAUUUGUAAUAGUUCUUUUGGAUCUUGUUUUUACCACAAAAAUAAAUUGGAUUAGUUUUUGUAA
Raphanus sativus (radish) is the source of this 3917-nucleotide messenger RNA. RefSeq names its product protein STICHEL-like 3. The coding region runs from base 493 to 3774 and encodes 1093 amino acids. Gene Ontology annotation, molecular function: DNA-directed DNA polymerase activity; ATP hydrolysis activity; ATP binding. Gene Ontology annotation, cellular component: nucleus; DNA polymerase III complex; DNA replication factor C complex. Gene Ontology annotation, biological process: DNA-templated DNA replication; DNA repair. The transcript has 6 exons. The record is from RefSeq and is a predicted model, not a curated record. NCBI's taxonomy places the organism in Eukaryota, Viridiplantae, Streptophyta, Magnoliopsida, Brassicales, Brassicaceae.